ACUUCCACACAUAACGGUCGCCAGUUUUUCCGGAGUUUUCCGACCCAGCUUAUCGUGUCGCGAGUCUCAUUUUCCGUAGCCCUCUUAUCAGCGCAAAAAAGGCUUCGCGUGGAAAUGCCGUCGGUGGAAAUGCAGCUGGCAUAAUUCGUUGCCUACUUCAGGGCGCUGCAACAUAUCAACUGGAAUUUUCCGGACAGCUCAUUUAUCAGGAUUAGGAUCCCAGCCCGCACACCUGCAAUCAUGUUUUGGAUUUUACGGCGCACCGGAGCCGCCAACUUUUUCAACUCCUUCAACAACAACUGCAGCUUUUCCAAGAGCAACUCGAACGGCGGUAAUCACAGCAACAGCACACAAGACAAAUAUGUGAAGCGGCCCCCACGGAAGGCAUAUGGACGCCUGAGUGCCGAGGCCGAUGAUGCCGUGUCUCUCGGCCACAAAAUCGAUGAUCCGUUCGAUGAGCUAGACGACUUUGAAAUGCUGGCAGCGCACUCCGGCACAGCUGGCUGUAGCGGCCAUGCCAACAACGAGCCGCCAGGUGAAGCCAAUGGCAACGUCAGUGUCAACGGCGGUUCAGGUUCAGGAUCGGGCCCGGGAUCUGGAUGCCGGGGCGGAGGAUUGGGGAGCGGCAAUGGCAACGGGAACGGGAGCCUGUCGCCCUGCACGGAUGCCGAUUGCCAGGGCAACUACGAGGUGGAGAGCGCCCUCUGCCAACUGGGCCUGUGCCAGGCGAAGGGGAAGACUUCAAAGGACCUCGGUGCAGGGAGCACGUCAACAUCGAAGGAGAUUAACGAAAACACAAUAAGUCGACUGCAUGCACUGGCCAUGGCCGACGAUGAUGAUGACUACGACGAGUCACUUACCUGCAACGUGUGCGACCGGGCUUUCCAUUGUCACCGUCAGCUGGCCUCGCACCAGCAGAAGAAGCGACACUUCGGUUGCAGUGGCUGCGACAGCCUGUUUCCCUCGCUAAUGCUGCUGGAGCACCACAAAGAGGAGUUCGAGCACUGGAGCGACGAGGAGAUGGGUCGGCGGGUCUGCUGCCGGCGGAACAGGUGCGAUGACGACUAUUUCACGGACACCGACUCCUUCAUCAGCGACGCGGAGAGCGAGGAUCUGGAGAGGCUGUUGUAGAUACCGGACACCGGACCGAAGGAUGGGAAAGUGACUGAAGGGAUGGCGAGCGCGGGGGGCAGGACCGGAUUCGAACCGACCCAGCCGAAAAGUAGCCAGCCGUCCAUCCCCAUUAAUGCUGGGCGGAAUGUCCUGCGGCGCCGGCUGGAAUGGAGGGACUUUUUCGGGAGGACAACGGACUGGGGAACUGGGACUUGGGUGCUCCGCUUCUGAUGAAGAUUGACACGCGGGGCGGACCGCUUGUCGCCCUAAUGAAAAUGAAUUAAACCCCAAUCUGGCUGAACGCAAAGCCGCCAGCCAAACAAUGAGAAAUGUUGGCUAAAACCCAACCCAACCAAAAACCAAAAAGGGAAAAACAAAAUAGAGACGCCAGCGCAAGAUUUAAAAUACUUGCGACUGUACGUUGUCUGUACUUUUAGAGUUCAACUACGAGAGACCCUCGUUGGGGGUCUAAAAACCAAGUUAUAAGUAUAUAUAUAAAUGUAAAUGUAUAUCUCUGUGUGUGUAUAUUGAGCUAGUCGAAUACGAAACUCCAUAAAUGGAAGUCAUAUCAUUAUAUGCAUAUGUGCAGGCCCCAGAACAAAUGCAAAACUAUUUACCAGAAAAUGAAACCCAAUGGAAACCCAAUGUAUUUUUCAAUAAAUAAAGCCGUGCGAAACCGAAA
Molecule: messenger RNA, 1795 nt
Organism: Drosophila subpulchrella
Lineage: Eukaryota; Metazoa; Arthropoda; Insecta; Diptera; Drosophilidae
Exons: 4
Coding region: 241-1131 (296 amino acids)
Source: RefSeq, a predicted model, not a curated record